Molecule: messenger RNA, 399 nt
Organism: Aspergillus japonicus CBS 114.51
Lineage: Eukaryota; Fungi; Ascomycota; Eurotiomycetes; Eurotiales; Aspergillaceae
Exons: 1
Coding region: 91-303 (70 amino acids)
Source: RefSeq, a predicted model, not a curated record
AUCUUGUCGGGUCUGCGUAAGGUCCCAGCGGGGGUUAAGGCUGUGGGGCUGGUCUUUUUUCAGCAGCUAACAUCGGUAUUAUUGUUAGCGAUGCACCAGGCUAGAAAGAUAGAGACUCAAGGCAAGUUAUGCACUAUAGCUGCCAUUGCACCUCGUUUGGGGUCAGAAGACGCGUUUCGGGAGAGAAGGCGUGCAGACAAGAUCACAAUAGACAUAACAGGCACGUUGAGCGGAUGUCAAGGGGAUAAAAAGAUAGAAUAUUCAGAUGGAGAAAAAAUCUCUCAGGGGCUUCGACGACCGUGAGAAUGUUAGCUACGCGAUUGACAUAGUUGUUGCAAAAGCGAGGCCCCGCGGUAUCGACACUUGACGUGUUGUGUUGUGGAAGGGGAACAAACGCGG